AUCAGUCUGCGUGUAGCCGAAGAAUAAAGCAAGUACCGCGCAGUAUCCGCACGAUUAUCAAAGAAUUAAGGGUUUAAUUAAAGCAGUAUGUGUGAAGGGCCCUCAGCGAUCUCUGGUCCCAUUCCUCCAGACCCCACACUGUUUCCUGAAUAUUACAAACGCCCGUCCUCUGCUCGUGGUCGGCUGGAGGGGAACGCUCAGAACGGCUCGUCUCCUCUUCUGAAGGGUCCGUUAGCACCAGAUCCUGGGUGUUACAGCGCCCGCUGCACCCCUCGACCCCGCAUCGGUGCCAACGCCGCUCACAUCCUAGAGAGAGGACAGAGAGGGGUUGUGGGAGACCUGCUGAAGCUGGAGGGAGUGGCGCUGAACCCCAGUCCAGCCAAACCUAAACCUGCCAUACGGGACUUUGGUAAAGAAAAUGUUCGCAAGCUACGUGAAAUCCAAAAGCGCUUUCGAGAGCUGGAUGCGCAGAGAGAACAUGCCAAACCUAUGCCGGUUAAAGCACUCUGGAUCGCUCCAAAAUACCAGGACGUCUCCUCCAGGGUAAUGGCCCAGUUACAGGAGACGAGCCCUCCUAAGAAACCCGAAUGUCAGAACUUCCUGAAGGCUCACUCUCUGUGUGGCACUGGAGGUCGACCGCUGCUCUGCCGCUCAGAGAGCGGGCCGCCACCAGCUGCAGGAGACUCGGAUUCUGAGAUGCAUGUGAGAGGACACACGGUGGACUUUGUGAGUCAUAACGCUCGUGCCGCGGGGAAGACGAACCUGAGGAGAUCUCAGUCCUUACAGAACCUCCGAGAAAAACCACCACCCAGCGCCGUGAAGGGCAAAGUGCCACAAUAG
Molecule: messenger RNA, 840 nt
Organism: Sinocyclocheilus grahami
Lineage: Eukaryota; Metazoa; Chordata; Actinopteri; Cypriniformes; Cyprinidae
Gene: enkd1
Product: enkurin domain containing 1
Exons: 6
Coding region: 88-840 (250 amino acids)
Cellular component (GO): cytoplasmic microtubule
Source: RefSeq, a predicted model, not a curated record